UACCGCCGGUGGACUGCCUUCAAAUAUCUCCCAGAGCAGCCUGGAAGAUUUUAUUCAUAUAACUUGUUCACUAUUUUGUUUUUUUGAAAUUUGAUUUGUCCUUCCUAGUUCGAUUUUGGGUACAGGGAAACGCUCAUCACAAAGGUUUUAUCGACGUAGCCUGUAGCGGGUUCACUUGGCAGACCCGCUGUGCCCCGUUCGAAAUGAUGAGAUCUAGAGCAUACCGCGUUGAAACUCGUUUACACGAGCAUCAAGGCUUAAAAUUUUCGAUGCCACUCGGGUUAUUUCCUUUGCAUAAAAGACUGCUUGCCCGUUCUUCUUAUCCAAGUUCCCACUCGCCAAUUCUCGUCUUUCAUAUACCGACACCGAAAGCUUACAAUGCCUUAUGGUAACCAUCUUCAAGUGGCUUCAACACCUCUGGCUAGCUCUUCCACUCUACAUACCGAUGUGGAAGACAAGCGGACCACCCAUCCUCCUUUUACACCCCUGGCUAGCUCGGAUACACUGAUACAUCACGACGAGCCACAUCAAUCUCAGACUUCAGAUCCGGAGAAGUGUCAAGAUAUCGAGGCGCUCAAAUCCGGUAUUAAGGUUGAUGUUUCUGCCACUUCCGAUAUUUCGUAUACUCCUCCAGAUGGUGGAUUCAAAGCCUGGAGCACCGUCCUCGGUGCCUCUUUGGUUGCGUUUACUACCUUCGGAUUUUCAAAUGGAUAUGGAGCUUUCUCCGACUUUUACAAUGCGGAAUACCUCACAAAUUUCUCCCCUACGCUCAUAUCCAUGAUUGGUGCGCUGCAAGUAUUCAUGCUCUAUAUCUUUGCUGGUGUUGCUGGAGCAGUGUUUGACGCUGUUGGUCCUCGAUAUCUCAUACCAUCGAGCGGGGUCAUUGUCGUCCUAUCCCUAUUCUUGUUGUCCUUCACGCAGCCUCAGAAGAUAUACCAGCAGUUUCUUUGCCAGUCGGUCCUGUUCAGUAUUGGCGCAACAUUUGGAUUCUUUCCGGCCAUUGCUCUUAUGUCGCAUUGGUUCAAAAUGAAGAUGCCUUACGCUGUAGGAUGUCUCGUUUCGGGCGCUAGUCUAGGGGGAAUCAUAUUCCCCAUCAUGCUCAAUACCCUUAUUCCACGUAUUGGUUUCGGAUGGACAAUUCGAGCCAUCGCGCUCAUCUCGCUCCUCUGUUACCUUGUCGCCGUCCUUACUAUUUACCCUCGGCGGCCUACUAAACCCCUUCCCCGCUUCACCCAGCUACUGGACUUUCAGGGUUUCAAAGACCCAUGCUACCUGUUCCUCGCUUUGGGUUGCUGGUUCGCUGUAUUCUCAAUUUGGAACCCGUUUUUCUAUGUUGGACUUUCUGCCAAGAUGGCUAAUCCUGGAUCACCCCUCAACGAGUAUUAUCUUGCUAUACUUUGUGCCACGUCGAUUGUGGGCAGGGUGAGUCCGGGAUUGAUUGCGUUCCGAGUCGGAAGGUUCAAUCUCCUGUGGAUUUCGACCUUUCUUUCUGCCACACUUAUAUUUGCGCUCUGGUACACUUCGUUCUCAGAAGCGAAUCUUGUGACAUUCGUGGUGCUGUAUGGUAUCGCUGCCGGCCCUUUCUUCACCUUGAUACCUCCUUGUGUUGCUUCAAUAUCUCCAAUCGAAAAAGUUGGUGCACGCUUGGGAUCAAUUUACGCGUUCAUGGCCUCCGCUUGUCUCGCCGGUACUCCGAUUGGAGGUAUGUUCAUUAGAACGCGAACCGAGGCCAACUUCAAACACUUAAUCUUAUUUUCUGGUUUAAUGGCAUUUGUUGGCGCUGCAUUCCUCUUUGCAGCAAGAAUGUUGAGGGAUAGACGUGUUUUUGCUAUAGUAUGAUUUGCCCUUGAAUUACUGUAGGUUUUGGAACUAUUAGAUUUAGAUUUCAUGUUGUCCUAAUGAUUAGAGAUUUUUAUAGACCCGCUAUAUAUAUAUUUCACUCACAUAUUGAUUCACUUGUAUAGAUUCACUUGUAAACCUUCUACGUAGAACAGUAAUCACAGGAAGGAUGCUAAGCAACUUG
Molecule: messenger RNA, 2023 nt
Organism: Lentinula edodes (shiitake mushroom)
Lineage: Eukaryota; Fungi; Basidiomycota; Agaricomycetes; Agaricales; Omphalotaceae
Product: major facilitator superfamily domain-containing protein
Exons: 9
Coding region: 379-1839 (486 amino acids)
Biological process (GO): transmembrane transport
Cellular component (GO): fungal-type vacuole membrane
Molecular function (GO): transmembrane transporter activity
Source: RefSeq, a predicted model, not a curated record